AUGGGCUGUAAGUAAUGCUCACAUUUGUUAAAUCCGGAUGCGGAUGAUCAGUCCUCUCACAAAAAGGAUGAUUUAACUGAGAUCCUAGAAGAAUCAUCAUCUCGAGGUCAGUCUUCAGUCAGGACCUCCGAAUCUGCUGUUUCUAAAACUUCUUCUAGAAAUCGCUCUUAGAUUCAUUAGAAACAGUCUUUUCGACCUCAGCCAGAAUCAAGAAAGUAACUAAAGGUUUUAGGCUCACUGUAGCCUCCAAUGAAUGAAGUUAACUAGCUACAUUCAGAGGCAAAUGAGAGAGUUCAAACUAUUCUCUCAAUGAGCAGGAGGAGCAACCAGGAUUAGGUAAUUGUAAACUAGGAUUAACCUCCACUAAUGGGAGAAGAACAAGAGUCUCUUAGAAAACUGAUUAGUAAUAGGUAAAAAGAUAGCAGUAAUAUCUAGAACAGUAUUCCUAGUAACAUGUAAAAUUAGAUUAAUCCCAUGAUUAACGAGCAUAAUAGACCAACAGUAAAUGCCUCCAGCAUAGUUGUUAUCUAAGAUUAAAAAUAGACUGCUAUAAAUGGUACCUAACAACAGGCGCACUCACCAUAAAUAUUUUCAGCUACUUAAAAGCAAGGAAGCGCAAGAAAGCUUUCAAAAUCCAAAACCAAAAGAAAGAAAGGCACCAAAAAAAGAGGGAAAAGUAUGAUAGAUAGGGGUGGAGGUGAUCACUCAGCUACAUUUAAGCAUAAAGAUGGUCUUAAUGCUCAAGAUGAUGCCGAAGAUGGAGAAGAGGAUAUGAGUCAUAAGAAUAUGAGUGUCAUCCUUGAGGGAGACUAGCGAAUGCUUUCUUAAAUGCAAUUUGAGAAAACCAAGUAGUACGAUGCCGAAAAUCUAUCUUAGCAAAUGAGUAGAAAAUCCAACAGAUAGGCCAAGAACAGCGAUGUUGUAUUGGAACUUAAUAUGAUCUCAUCCAAAAAGGGAAAGAUCACUAAGGACUAUCAAAUACUUAACUUGCUUGGCAAAGGAGGAUUCGGAGAGGUGAAAAAGGUAAUGCAUAAACUAACUGGGCAAAUGAGAGCAAUGAAGAUUAUAAAAAAAGACGCAGCUGAAGAAUAUCUGUAAAACCUCAAUAACGAGAUAAAAAUACUCAAAGUCCUUGAUCAUCCUAACAUCGUAAAGCUAUAUGAAAUCUAUCAAGAUCAGAAGAAUAUAUAUUUGAUAACUGAAUAUCUUGAAGGGGGAGAACUAUUUGAUCUGAUUCUGAAGACAAAGCACUUUAAUGAAAAUAUAGCUGCUAAAAUCAUGAAACAGCUUUUAUCAGCUGUCGCCUAUUGUCAUAAUAAAAACAUUGUCCAUAGAGAUCUGAAGCCAGAAAACUUGCUUCUUUGUAAGCCAGACUCCUUCGACGUUAAGGUUAUUGAUUUUGGUUUAUCAAGGACCUUUACACCUGAAAAGAACAUGUACUCAAAGAUGGGUACACCAUUUUAUAUAGCUCCAGAAGUUCUAAAAAAGAAAUACAAUGAGAAGUGCGAUGUCUGGAGUUGUGGUGUUAUUCUGUAUAUUUUACUUUGCGGAAAUCCUCCAUUUAAUGGUAAGAACGACUAAGCUAUCUUCGACAGUAUUUCCUUGGGCUUUGUAAGCUUCCAGGGUGUAGAAUGGAAAAAUGUUUCAAAUUAAGCCAAGAUAUUCAUUAAGAAACUGCUUCAAGUGCACCCUGAUUAGAGAUUGAGUGCAUAACAAGCACUCUCAGAUCCUUGGAUCAAAAUAUACACUAGUUCAGACACUAUAGCUCCUCCUAUGGCAAUGAACAUACUUAAUAACCUAAGAAGUUUCAAUGUAUUAUUAUUUGCUUAACCAAUUUUAAUACUAGUCAGAACUAAAGUUCCAGAUAAGACUCGUCUGACCGAAAUUUUCAAAUCAUUUGAUAAGAAUAAUGAUGGAGUCCUCAGCAAAGAGGAGUUGAUUAAUGGUUAUAAUUUGUUAUAUGGCAGUCUAGAUAGAGCUAUCCUAGAGGUUGAAUCUAUAUUAGCCUAGGUAGAUAUCAAUAAAAAUGGAACAAUAGAUUACUCAGAAUUCUUGUCGGCAACAAUGCAAAGUACAGAGUUACUUACUAAUGAUAAGCUUUAAGCAGCUUUUAACCUAUUUGACAUUGAUUAGAAUGGAAGAAUAACUAUAGAAGAAAUAAAGUCUAUGCUCGGAGGAGACUUACUAGAAGUAAGCAAUGAUUUCUGGGAGAGCUUGCUAGGUGAAGGUGACUACAAUGGAGAUGGAGAGAUAUCCUUUGAAGAGUUCAAGACUAUGAUGAAGCGCCUAUUUUUGAAAUGA
This is a messenger RNA of Stylonychia lemnae, 2301 nucleotides long. NCBI's taxonomy places the organism in Eukaryota, Ciliophora, Spirotrichea, Sporadotrichida, Oxytrichidae. The record is from the annotation of a GenBank genome assembly.